Messenger RNA from Mesocricetus auratus (golden hamster), 312 nucleotides. Its product is annotated as 40S ribosomal protein S15a-like. Bases 1 to 312 code for a protein of 103 amino acids. Gene Ontology annotation, biological process: translation. Gene Ontology annotation, cellular component: cytosolic small ribosomal subunit; ribosome. The record is from RefSeq and is a predicted model, not a curated record. Gene Ontology annotation, molecular function: structural constituent of ribosome. Lineage: Eukaryota; Metazoa; Chordata; Mammalia; Rodentia; Cricetidae. The transcript has a single exon.
AUGGUGUGUGUGAAUGUCCUGGCUGAUGCUCUCACUAGCAUCUACGAUCCUGAGAAGAGAGGCAAACACCAGAUCCUCAUCAGGCCCUGUGCCAAAGUCAUCGUUCAGCUCCUAACUGUGGCGAUGAAGCACGGCUACCUCGGUGAAUUUGAAAUCACAGAUGACCACAGAGCUAGGGAAGUCGUUGUGAGCCUCACAGGCAGGUUGAAUAAAUGUGGAGUGAUAGGCUCUAUAGCUGAUGUGCAGCUCAAAGACCUAGGAAAAUGGCGGAGCGAUCUGCCCCCAUCCGGUCAGUUUCCCUUUUUGUACUGA